AUGGCAGUGGAAGAUGAAAGCGGAUCCAAGGGGUUUGAGCCACAUUCAUCCCAGCUAAUCGACGCCGAUGGAACUGUUCUCCUUGUUCCCAUCCCCACCACAGACCCAGCCGAUCCACUCAACUGGCCGAAUUGGCAACGUUGGAUUGUUCUCGCUUGUCUGGCAGUCUGGGCUGCCACUUGCUUGGCCGUUCAGUCAUUUCUCUCUAACAUCCUUCCGGGUGUUGAGACUGAUUUCGCCAACGCCUCUGCUAGUCAAAUCAACCUACUCGUCACCAUCAUCACCGCCAUUUGCGCUCCUUCUAGCUUGAUAUUUGUACCCCUAGUGGUUACUUACGGCCGUCGAUUUGCCCUAUUAGUCUCCAACAUCAUCCUCUUCGCCUCCGUAAUAUGGGCUGCAGUAGCGACUUCAUACAGCUCCUUCUUGGGCUCUCGCAUUCUGCAGGCAGUAGGGACUGCCCCAUCCGAUGCUAUUGUUUACAUAAUUCUUCAAGAUAUCACAUUCACGCAUGAACGCGGCAAGAUAAUGGGGAUCGUGCUCAACGUUGGUUACGCUGUCUUCUAUCUCCUCUCAACAGUCGUUCCUUAUAUGAGCACCUCGCCAAGCUACAAAGGACCCUAUUGGCUUUUCACUGGUCUUACUGCUCUCUGUAUGCUGGGUUUCUUUUUUUUCCUCCCUGAAGUGAGAUUUGAUCGCUCGGUUCAUGCAGAAAAUGAUACACACGUGCCGAUCACUGCUGCACAGCAUCAAGAACUCAAGAAGAGGCUGGCAUCGCAGAACAAAUCUUCACUCUCGGGCUUGACAUUUUGGUCCGGUCGCUCUAACGGUCCCGAAGGUGAUUUUUUCCUCAUCUACAAGCGUAUGGCUCGGUUACUGCGCAACCCGGCCAUUUGGUGGAAUGGUCUCAUGAAUGCUAUCAUCACAGGAGGCAUGGUUGCAUAUACGACAUAUUUUGCUAACCUUCUUUUUGCUCCACCGUGGUCUUGGAAGAGUGAAAAUAUCGGCCUGAUCAAUUUGGCAGGAGUGCCAGUGGCAGCGGUAAAUUGGGUGCUUUUCGGCUGGCUUAACGACCGCAUUCUCAUCGCUCUCGCAAAACGCAACAAUGGACUCAGCGUUCCCGAACACCGUCUAAUCAUGCUUGUUGUUCCCGUUGCUAUCGCUUUUGCAGCAUAUAUUGGCUUCGGCGCCCUCGCUCAACAUUACUUCGGCGCUGCCUCUGGAGCCUGGCAACCGAACUGGUUCGUCCUUGUGGUUUUGCAGUUCUUGAUUCUCAUGGCUUUUUCGGGUACUCUGGAAGUCACAUAUACAUAUAUGAUCUCCACGACUGAUCCGACCGAUUCGCUGGCUGCGGCAACAGUGGUAUCGAUCUUGCGCGGAGACGUGAGUUUUGGCAUGUCGCAUGGAUCGACUGCUUUCGUAAUGCGAUGCGGAUACUUGACGACCUUUUCAGUGUAUGCGAUGUUGACAGCCGUAUUUGGAGCGAUGGGUGUUGUGGAGAAGCUCUUUUUAGCAUCACAUAUUGCCUACGGAAAGGUCCUUGAUAAUUGA
Molecule: messenger RNA, 1548 nt
Organism: Penicillium odoratum
Lineage: Eukaryota; Fungi; Ascomycota; Eurotiomycetes; Eurotiales; Aspergillaceae
Exons: 4
Coding region: 1-1548 (515 amino acids)
Biological process (GO): transmembrane transport
Molecular function (GO): transmembrane transporter activity
Source: RefSeq, a predicted model, not a curated record